CAUCUCAUUAUAGCAAAGUCACCAUUCAGAAUUCUAUUUCUCGAGAACUGAAAUGGUAAAACAAUGAAGAGUAUUAAUUUGGUAAAUAUUUUGGGUAAGGGUCCAUCUGUGUAAAUAUAUAUAUAUAUAUAUUUUAAAUUAUUUUAGAAAAAAAUUCGCAGCAAUAGCCAGUAGCCAGUCUGAUCCAUAGCUAUAACCAUAUCCAUAUUGAUAGAGUUGAUUGAAGAUGUACACAGUGUCAAGUUCAAUCCUUGUGAGGUGGCCUGGGAUAUGUUGUUAUCCCAAAACGAGAGUUGGCAACGGCACUCGUGCUAUUUCCGUAGCAGUAGCAGCCACAGGCAAAGAUGUGUGGAGCCGGACAUCAUCGUCCAACACGAGCACGAACACGAACAGGUACCUGGACCGCAGCGUGGACAUGGAGGAGCUACUGGCUGCAAUUGGGCAGACCCAGAACGAGGAUGAACUGUAUGCGGUAAUGUCCCCCUACAGCGCCAGGCAGCUUUCCAUUCGUUUCAUGGUUUCCCUUCUCUCACGCGAGCCCGAUUGGCAACGGGCUCUUGCCCUCCUCGAUUGGAUCAACGACAAGGCCCAUUAUUCUCCCUCCCUCUUCGCCUACAACGUCGUUCUCCGCAACGUCCUUCGUGCCAAGCAGUGGCACCUCGCACACGGCCUGUUCGACGAAAUGCGCCACAAGGGCCUUUCCCCCGAUAGGUACACUUACUCCACCCUCAUUACUUCUUUCGGCAAACACGGCUUGUUUGAUUCUUCUCUCUUUUGGCUCCAGCAGAUGGAGCAAGACAACGUUCCCGGCGACCUUGUCCUCUACAGUAAUCUCAUUGAGCUUGCCCGCAAGUUGUGCGAUUAUUCCAAGGCCAUUUCCAUUUUCACCCGCUUGAAAGCCUCCACCAUUACCCCCGACCUCAUUGCCUAUAACUCCAUGAUCAAUGUCUUUGGAAAAGCCAAGCUCUUCCGCGAGGCCACCCUUCUUCUCCGUGAGAUGAGAGACAAUGGCGUUCAUCCCGACACCGUCAGCUAUUCCACGCUUCUUGCCAUCUACGUUGACAACCAAAAGUUUGUUGAGGCCCUCUCUCUGUUCUCUGAAAUGAAUGAAGCCAAAUGCCCCCUUGACCUCACCACAUGUAACAUCAUGAUUGAUGUUUAUGGCCAGCUUCACAUGGCCAAGGAAGCCGACCGCCUCUUCUGGAGCAUGAGGAAAAUGGGGAUUCAACCCAAUGUGGUUAGCUAUAACACUCUCUUGAGGGUUUAUGGAGAGGCUGAGUUGUUUGGGGAAGCCAUCCAUCUGUUUCGAUUGAUGCAAAGUAAGGAUGUACAGCAAGAUGUCGUCACCUACAACACCAUGAUUAAUAUCUAUGGCAAGACUCUUGAGCACGAGAAGGCUACCAAUCUCAUUCAAGAAAUGAAGAAAAGGGGUAUCGAACCCAAUGCAAUCACUUAUUCCACCAUAAUAUCUAUAUGGGAAAAGGCUGGGAAGCUGGACCGGGCUGCCAUCUUGUUUCAAAAAUUAAGGAGUUCAGGCGUUCGAAUUGAUGAGGUUCUUUACCAGACAAUGAUUGUAGCAUAUGAGAGGGCGGGUUUAGUUGCUCAUGCAAAGCGUCUACUUCAUGAGCUCAAGCGACCGGACAACAUUCCCAGGGAGACUGCAAUUGCAAUUCUCGCCAGAGCUGGUAGAAUUGAAGAGGCUACCUGGGUUUUCCGCCAGGCUUUUGAUGCUGGAGAGGUAAAAAAUAUAUCUGUGUUUGGGUGCAUGAUUAAUCUUUUCUCUAGGAACAAAAAGUAUGGAAAUGUGGUUGAAGUGUUUGAGAAAAUGAGUGAGGCGGGAUAUUUUCCUGAUUCUGAUGUUAUUGCUCUCGUGCUGAAUGCUUUUGGAAAGCUGCGUGAAUUUGAUAAGGCAGAUGCUUUAUAUAGACAGAUGCAUGAAGAAGGGUGUGUUUUUCCGGAUGAAGUUCAUUUCCAGAUGCUGAGUCUAUAUGGUGCAAGAAAGGAUUUCAUGAUGGUAGACUCUUUGUUUGAGAAGCUGGAUUCUAAUCCUAACAUAAACAAGAAGGAAUUGCAUCUUGUUGUUGCUAGCAUCUACGAGAGAGCAGAUAGACUUAAUGAUGCUUCCCGAAUCAUGAAUAGGAUGAGUCAGAAAGCAAACAGAAGUCAUGAUCAUGCUUAGCAGUAGUGUGCAUCUGCUUUUCCCUGAGUAACUCGUUGAUGAGCAUUCUUUUAGCUCUUGUAAUCCAUAAAUAGUGUAUUCACCUCUCAUAUUCCCAACUAAGUGUCAUGCUGUAUAUACGAUAUUGAGAAACGACGCAUAUUCUGAAUAACUGCUUCCGGAUAAUUAAUCAUUACAGUUCUAUUUCCCGCUCAA
Cajanus cajan (pigeon pea) is the source of this 2374-nucleotide messenger RNA. RefSeq names its product Tetratricopeptide repeat (TPR)-like superfamily protein. The record is from RefSeq and is a predicted model, not a curated record. Gene Ontology annotation, molecular function: protein binding. NCBI's taxonomy places the organism in Eukaryota, Viridiplantae, Streptophyta, Magnoliopsida, Fabales, Fabaceae.